Carya illinoinensis is the source of this 1453-nucleotide messenger RNA. RefSeq lists its product as uncharacterized. The coding region runs from base 377 to 928 and encodes 183 amino acids. Lineage: Eukaryota; Viridiplantae; Streptophyta; Magnoliopsida; Fagales; Juglandaceae. The transcript is spliced from 5 exons. The record is from RefSeq and is a predicted model, not a curated record.
CUUCAUGCAAACAUGCGCUAUGCAAGCUGGAAACAAGUAUCUAAAGAGGAGAAAGAGGAGCUAAUUGACCGUGUUCGAGUAUACAAGUUUUAUUUAUCUGUUUUGUCAGAUCCUUUUUUAGUAAAACUAUUAUUGCUGCAUGAUAUUUCACUAAUGCAUUGUUUCAUAGGCUGACUUUAUAUUAGAUUGGACACAAAGUUCCCAUCGUGAGUGUGUGACAAAUGCUCUCCAUCGAAAAUACAAUGCAUUCCACUACCUUCUACGCAAGCAAUACUUGGGCUAUUCAUCACAUGAAGCCGCACUUUCUGGCGGGACAACCUGGGUGGAGAAGCCCGUUUGGGAUUACUUAUGUGGAUUGUGGUCGGGUGAACCAUUUAUGAAAAUGUCACAGAGAAAUAGCACAAAUAGGAAAAAACAGCGAAUCAACCAUACAAGUGGCCGAAAGCCUUUCGUUAGGGUUAUGGAGGAAACUAAUGAACAAGCCCCGAACUUGGUAGCUUUUUACAAAGAAGUGCAUUGGUCAAAAAAGAAAGGUGGAUUUAUCACCAACACUGCAGAACAAAAUUAUAAUCUGAUGCUUGAGCGGAUGAAUGAGACUGAGUUGGAUGGGAACAUGGAUGAAACAGCUAAUGCAGUGUUCAAGGAGGUUUUAGGAUAUCGACCAGGUUAUGCAACGGGUCUAGGCCACUCUGUUAUACCUGAACCAUCUCCUUCAUUGCUGAACAAUAGGAAUUAUCAACGCGUUGUUGAGGAGAACGAGAAGAACAAGAAUGAAGCAAAUUUGUACAAGAACCAGUUAGAAGCACUGAGAUCUGAUUUACUGGAAUUCAAGAACCAAUUUAAAGACUAUGAGAAAGUGAUGAACACUCGGAUGUCUCGUUAUGAGUCUCGGAGGGAGUCUCAGCACGAGACUCCAAUUGAUGCCUAGUCAUCGCUAGUUUUCCAAAAUCAUCCCUGCUUUUGAAAUGUUUUUUGAACUGCUGUUGAGGGUUGAUCAGACAGUAGAUGGGGAUGAUUGUGGUGAGUUCCAACUUUUGUUGAGCAACUUAGGAUGUGGCUUGGAUUUUCAGUGAUAGGGAAGUCAUCUUCUACAUCCUUUGCAUAUUGACAGCAUUGUUUGACUCAAUUAGCAAAGGACUGAAAGGGACUACUGCUAGAGACAAAGGAUUGCUGCAUGCCCGAGACACUUCCAGAAAUGUUCAAAUACUUGCUUUUUGUGCCAAGACCACACCUGCUAUUGUCCACUAACUUAUCAAAGUAUAAGUCAGUCUCUCUUGAAUCUAGAUGUAUAAACUGCUUUCGAAAGUUGCCUAACUGUUGGAAAUUUCUGUUUUAGGAUGAUAUUUAUAUGGCUGAUAGAUCAGCUCUAUAUGGUUUAUGUGGAUCAUGUUUAAUGAUAGCAGAUGUAAUAUAUAAAAUGUGUGUAUCUGGAAGUACUUAAUGCAGAAAUUUG